AUGUCUCGAACUACUGACGAUGAAGAUCCUGGACGAAGACGACAGGGUGUGGUGUCAUCUGCACAACACCUUCCUUCUCCCCACUCCGACCCCAACACAGAUCCAGACGCAGACGGCAAAGGUGAUGCGGAUGUAGACGCAGAGUUGAGAGAAGCAGCUGAUGCUGCUGCUGACCACCGCAGUGCGUCUUCAGCUGGCAUGAAGGAGGAAGACAUAGAAGUUAGAGAGUAUCCCCCCUCUGGUUCUCCGGUACCCCCACAUGCACUCGGCAGCAUCGACAGAGCAUUGACGCUUUCCCACUGCUCGGGGAUCUUCGGGCCAUCGCUUCGCCCGCUGUUUGGUGAUAGCGACACCAUUGGUUACCACAUGGUAUUCCAAAACACGAACCUACCUCUGUUCAAUGUCGCUUCUGAAUCACCUGGACCGGCUACAGACUAUUAA
Molecule: messenger RNA, 441 nt
Organism: Suillus clintonianus
Lineage: Eukaryota; Fungi; Basidiomycota; Agaricomycetes; Boletales; Suillaceae
Exons: 5
Coding region: 1-441 (146 amino acids)
Source: RefSeq, a predicted model, not a curated record